Cherax quadricarinatus is the source of this 2589-nucleotide messenger RNA. RefSeq lists its product as uncharacterized. The record is from RefSeq and is a predicted model, not a curated record. Lineage: Eukaryota; Metazoa; Arthropoda; Malacostraca; Decapoda; Parastacidae.
GGGGCAAGGUAGUGUUGGCAGCCCUGACAUUGUUUACACUCACUAACACGGUGAAACUGACUUUUCUUAUAUUAUCUUUAUUUUACAGUCAUCCAGGCCUCCUCACUCCUCAUAUAUGAACUAGAACAUGUGAUUAAUUCGGGAAAUAUGGGAAACAGCGAAGAAAUGAAGAAGAAAGCUGUUAAGAGAGCGAGGGUGGAGAGUUGUGGAGGCUGUAUCCCCGGUGAAGGUAAUGAUGGAGAUGUGUUGGUGAAGGAUGGUGGAGAUGUGUUGGUGAAGGAUGCUGGAGACGUGUUAGUGAAGGAUGGUGAUGUGUUGGUGAAGGAUGCUGGAGACGUGUUAGUGAAGGAUGAUGAUGUGUUGGUGAAGGAUGAGGCUACACACGGUGGAACUAGUGUUGGUGAGAGUGUGGAGGCCGUGGUGGAGGCUCCCUGGGUGGGUGGGUCCACCAGGGAGGUGGAGGUAGGCAGUACACCCCCCCAAGCCACCAUUACUGACCUCACUCAACACUUCCAGUCCAUCUUCGACAGGACCACCUUCAGGAGCUUCAAAGAAUUUGAAGAUUUAUUCAACCAAUUCAAGAAAGAAACUGGUUCUGUGUUCCGCAUCAAGUCAUCGUGCAGUGUGGCUUAUGAGAACUCCCGCAGGAAGAAGCACUUUAUCCCUGCCCACUUCAAGUUUGUGUCUGUGAGGUACUGCUGUGUACACUAUGGACAGCCCAAGAUUGCUGGUCAGGGAAUACGCAUGAAGCAGAGGUACCUUCCAUGUGGGUGUGAGUGUUUCUUGUACGUUUCAUAUAACCGAGGUGCGCUGGUUAUAUCUCAAGCAGCAAUGCAGCACAACCACGAGGUGAGCAACCAGAUGGCCCCUUAUUACGCUAUCAAUCGACGAAUUAGUAAUGAAGAACUGAGGCAGGUAGCGGAUGUAAUAGAGUUGAUACCCAGCAGUCGUGCUCUACAGCAUUUCCUGCAAGAACAUUUCCACCGCCCUACCACACUGCAAGAUGCAAAGAAUGUUCGAGCAAGACUGAAGACCCUACAGCUGAACCGUGCAGCAAACUCAGGUGCUGUUAGGUCAUUUCAAUCAGAAACUGUAAUGCAGGAGAUGAAAGAGGAAAAUAGCAGUGAAGACAGUAUUAAAACUUCGGUAGAAAACCUUAGCGAGGAAAUUUAUAUGGAUAACUUUCAUGAUGAAAAUCAACAGGUGGAACAGGAACAGCAGGAACAACAGCAACAAGAACAGCAGCAGCAACAACAAAAACAUCAGUUACAACAACAGCAGCAGCAACAACAAAAACAUCAGUUACAACAACAGCAGCAGCAACAACAAAAACAUCAGUUACAACAACAGCAGCAGCAACAAACUUAUGUCCAUCAUCAACUGGGUCAGGAUCAGCUUCUACAGCCAAAGUGCAAAGAGAAAGUUAUUAGUGAAAUAAAAGCCAAGUUAUCAGACUUGAUGCACUUUUGUGAAACUGAUGUAUUUUGGGAACGUAUAUCUGUCAUUAACAAAAUAAUAGAGUGUUGGGAAAAUGGAGAUCAUUUUGAUAUACAUUAUGCAUCAGAAAAUAUUUACAGCAGUGACGACCAUACAGUUAUUAAACAAGAGUCUGUACUUCAUGAGAGAGGUCAUAGUUCAUCUCAACCACAGAGGAAGGUACUCUCACAGGGAAGACUUGAGAAAACUCCACUUGUAAAGUUGCCCUCCUCCAUAGUAAAUAAUUCAGACUCUGCCUUGAGAGGCUUUAACAUGCAGCUUCUGCCCACUCCAUGCGAUGGGGAGGCUUUAAAACUUGUGUUUUCUCAAGACAAAAAUAAAAUACAUAAUACAUCUGCUACAGUUCAAAAAAGGCAUCCUGGUAGGCCUAGAAAAAAUUAUUUCAAGUUCCCUUUGAAGCAGAGAGAGGAGUUAAGUGAACUGUCAUCAGUUAUGGAAUUAUCUGAAAAGUCAAACUUAGUGAAAACUCCAUCAUGUAGUGAAAAUAUUGAACAAAACAGGGUAAGAACUAGCAUGACUUACGCAAAGCAGCCCAUAGUAAUGUCUGUAACAAAAGAUAAUUCUUCAGAUAUGUGUGACCAGGCAAUGGAAAUUGAGAUAGAAAUUAAUGGGGAUGCUGUAAACGUAAAACGGGUUAAAAUGGAUCCUUUAGAGAGCUAUGAAGUCGAUGUGACUGAUAACAUUCAUUAAAAAAGGCAGAGUAUAUCAGACCAGCUUACAAACAAAUUGCAGUCCUGGUGUUACAAUUUACUGACAAGUAAUAUUUUAGUAUUACAACUUACAAACAAGUUGCAGUCAUGGUAUUUCAGCUUCAAAAUGAGUAGCACUCUUUGUAUUACAACAUACCACACCAGUUGUAUUCUGUGUUUCAACUUCAAAACCAAGUUGUUUGCAAAGAAAACAAUAGUACAAACAACAUUAUGUUUCAGACAUGCUCAUAUUGCAACUUUCUCAUUGUAAAACUUUAAUUAGUUUGUAAUACCUUGUUUGUGUCAGUAUGGAUAUGUAUAACUUGAGUAUUUGCAUGGUGGAGACCUAUUUCAUAAUAUCCACCACGAUUGUAAGGAAAGGUUAAUAAAAUAUUUAUCUUAA